GCGUGGAAACUUAGUUUAUAGAAGUACAUGUGACAAGCAGAGUAGAAAUAGAGAUUUUAGGUAUUGUCCAUUUGUCCAUUUGUAUUUAUAUCUUACGCUAAGUAUAGUAUUGAUUUUGAUGACACAAUGGUGUUAAUUGUAAAAUACUACAAGUAACAGUGGUCAGAUAUUUGUUUAAUCUAUUGCCAUAGCAACACGACAUUAUUCCUCGGAAAUAGAAAUCAUUAAAGCAUUCAACAGAGGACAUUAGAAGAAAAAAGGUGCUCGUCACCGUUUCGUCAGAAAAAUGAUACGUUCGAAGACCAGUAAUCGAUGUGUUCUACGUAUAUUGGUGCUUUUAUCACUCACAACUAUAUCUAUCGCUCAAUCUCCUGGGAAUCCUGUUAUUACUGGGCCGACGUUUAUAGUGGAGGGUAAUUCAGUAGGGUUGACGUGUACAUCGUCCGGGGGUAAUCCCGUACCUACAGUCUACUGGUACCGAAAUGGCCAACUGGUAGAUGAUACCCAGACCACCACUAAUGGCGUCACAUCAAACACAUAUAACUUUGUCGCUGAUAAAACUCACAACCUGGCUGUGUUUGAAUGUCAGGUGGAUAAUAAUGUAUUACAGAACAAACUGAGUACAACAUGGUUCUUCCAAGUCUACACCGAACCAAAUCAACCCACAUUGACUGGCUCUCAAAGUCUAUCACCUGGUUCUACCUACGUAUGGACUUGCAUCAGCACGGGAGGCAACCCCGCCCCAACACUGACCAUGAGGAUAGGUAGCAGUCAGUUUAAUACUGGUAUCACACAAUCAUCCGUAUUGCAGUCAGAUAACACAUAUACUGUUACCUCCUCACUAUCGUGGGCACCAAGUGUCAGUAACAAUGGUCAGACACUUUUCUGUGAUGUACAACAUUCAGAGACACGUGGUAAUAACCUCCAGACAGUCAGUCUUCAGUUAACAGUUACUGCUCCUUUAUCUGUGAGUGCUCCGCAGACACAGUAUCAGCAGAAUGUUGGCACCCUUCUUGUUAUGAACUGUGUGAUUACUGGAACAGCGACAUCUAUCACGUGGUACUUUAACAACCAAUUGAUUAACAUUGCUUCUUCUUCGAAAUAUUCCAACGGCAAUACCAUCAACCCAUCAUUGACUGUAUCAAACGUGGCUUUGUCUGAUGCUGGACAAUAUUACUGUCAGGCAACCAAUGGAUUGACCACUGCCAACUCCAAUACCAUUACAUUAACAGUUCUAGGGUCCAUACCAGUAGUAACAGUUUCUCAGCCCACCUACUCGGGAACCACAGGACAGUCGGUUACUUUACAGUGUACAGUUUCCUCGCCUAAUGACGCUCUCCAGUCUGUAUCGUGGACUUUUAAUAAUGGUGCAUCAACCAUUAUAAUUGCAGCAUUUAGCAAUACAGCAAAAUAUAGCGGAACAACAACUUCUACGCCGUCUCUAACCAUAUUCAAUCUGGCAUCUACAGAUGCCGGAACCUAUACAUGCUCAGCUACCAACACUAUUGGAACAGGAAGUAGUAGUGCAACCUCACUCAGCGUCACCGGAAACUUGCUUUCUGUAACUAUUCCACAAUCAUCCUACAGCGUAUUGACUGGUCAACAGGUAACCAUACCUUGCACUGUUACCGGAACUCCUAUCCAGACUAACGUGUUCUGGAGAAAAUUGGUCAAUGGUGUUCAAACUAACGUAGAUAUAAAUGGUAACGGUAGAUAUUCUGGAGGUACCACCUCAAGUCCAUCAUUGACAAUAGUCAACACACAGAGUUCAGACGAAGGAACAUACGUGUGCUAUGCUUCAAACAAUAUUGGGACAUCGAACAGUCAAAAUACGUUCCUAGACAUUACUGGAGGCGUCCCCACUGUGACAAUUGGAGGAUCUAACUUCCAAGUUCAGGUGGGCAAUUCAAUAACAAUUGGAUGCACUGUUACCGCCAACCCUGCUGUUACUAGUGUGUAUUGGACCCGUGAUAUUAAUGGGCAGAGUACCGUUAUAGGACCGUCAUCCAAUCCUAGUAAAUAUGGUGGAUCUACUACUGUGACACCAUCUCUAACUAUACUCAAUGCUGACAUUAGUGACGCGGGAAACUACCAGUGUUUCGCCACCAAUAAUAUAGGAACUGGUUCAAGUCAACAGGCAUUACUUGAUGUACAAGGAUCGGUCCCUACAGUACGGGUAAGCUUUCCAAGCUACCAAGUUAAUAUUGCUGGUUCCCUCACACUUGGUUGUUCGGUUGUUUCGAAUCCUUCUCACUUCCAAGUUUACUGGAGGAAGAGUGUCGGUGGAAUAACAACAGAUGUUGACGUUACCAAUAGUGGCGGGAAAUAUUCCGGUUCAACGGUGUCUAAUCCGUCCCUGACUAUCAACAAUGCUGCAUCAAGUGAUGAAGCUAGCUACACCUGUUAUGCCACAAACAGUGUUGGAACUGGACAGAGUACAUCAACAUCAUUAACUGUUGUCGGCAAUACACCAACUGUUACUAUACAACAACAGAACUACAAUGUCAACUUUGGUAAUUCUGCUGUUCUGGUAUGUUCCGUCACAUCAAAUCCAGCUCAUACAAACGUCUUCUGGCGAAAGAUAAAGAAUGGCGUUACCACAGAUAUAAAUGUAGCUAACAGUAACAACAAGUAUAGUGGUUCCACAGUCAAUAACCCGUCUCUACAAAUAAAUAGCGCUGAUCUUAACGAUGAGGCCAAUUAUGCUUGCUUUGCUUCCAAUAGUGUUGGUACCGGACAAAGUACACAGACAUUCCUAGAUGUUACUGGAGAUGUUCCCGUGGUAACUAUAUCUUCCAACAGCUAUUCGGUAUCGCUAAGCGGUACAGUCACAUUGCAAUGUACGGUAUCCUCUAACCCCACUCAAACAUCAGUCACGUGGCAAAGAAUCGUUAACGGUGUACUCACGACAGUAACAGUUGAUGGAUCCAGAAUGAUUGGUAGCACUGUCAGUACACCAUCUCUCACCAUCAGUAAUGCUGUAUCUGGUGACGAAGGAAAUUAUAUAUGUACUGCUACUAAUAGUGUCGGUACUGGAACCAGUCAGCAGACAUUCUUAGACGUCCAAGGAAAUAUACCUACAGUUACUGUUGGUCAGAAUCAGUAUUCUGGUAGCUUCGGUCAAACUGUAACAAUGGUAUGUACAGUACAAGCUAAUCCAACAGAAACAAGUGUUUACUGGAGAAAACUAGUAAACGGACAGAUGACAAGUAUAGAUAUGAACAAUGUGCGAUAUACAGGUUCGACUGUAGGUUCGCCAUCACUAACCAUCACUACCUUGGAGCUGUCUGAUGAAGGAUACUAUCAAUGUUAUGCUCAGAAUAGUGUGGGUACUGGACAAAGUCAACAGACAUUUUUAGAUGUGAUUGGAAAUGUCCCUUCUGUUCAAGUUUUGUCUAACACAUACUCCGUGAAUCUUGGAGGCACAGUAGUCCUUGGUUGUCAAGUUAUUGCCAAUCCAUCGGCCACUAACGUGUUUUGGCAAAAACUUGUGAAUGGUGCUCUAACGAGUGUUGAUAUGAGUACGAAUAACUUUAACAAGUACAGUGGAUCUACAGUACAAUCUCCAUCUCUGACCAUCAUUAGUACUACAGAGGCGGAUCAAGGGAACUACGUCUGUUCUGCUACAAACUCAGCAGGAACAGCCUCAAGUAGUCAGACAUUUUUGGAUGUUGUAGGCAAUCUACCCACAGUAAGCAUACCACAGAGUGCGUACAGUGUAAAUGUUGGUAGUCAAAUUACAAUUCCUUGUAUCGUGUCAGCUAAUCCUACAGAAACCAAUAUCUACUGGACCGUGGCAGUCGGUAACAACGCCGAACAGACCAUCUCUAUGACAAAUACCCAAAAGUAUCAAGGAUCUUCUAUAAACUCCCCUUCAUUGAUCAUUCUCAGUACAACUCAGAGUGACUCUGGUGUUUAUAGAUGUCAUGCAACAAACAAUGUUGGUACUGGACAGAGUAAUCCGACAACACUUAAUGUGGUGGGAAAUAUACCAGUUGUGACUGUUGCACAAACUAAUUAUCCUGUGAAUUUUGGACAGUCUGUCCAGCUUGUAUGUACUGUUAGUGCCACUCCAACCCAAACACAGGUGUACUGGACUAGAGUUCAGAACGGACAGGCAGUGACCAUUUCUACAGCUAACACAGCCAAAUAUAGCGGAUCUACCGUCAGUAACCCAUCUCUUACAAUCAGUAAUGUUGAUCAAAAUGAUGAAACAUUUUAUGUUUGUUAUGCAACAAAUUCAGUGGGAACAGGACAGAGUCAACAGACCUAUGUAGAUGUUUCUGGAAAUUUACCUGUAGUGACAGUUCAGUCCAAUAGUUACAGUGUACUUCUUGGACAGACAGCAACACUUGUCUGCACAAUAUCCGCAAAUCCAAGUGCCACAAGUGUACAGUGGUAUAAAGUUAUAAAUGGAGUACAAUCUUCCCUUUCAACCAAUGCUGGGAAAUAUAACACACCAACUGUUAACAGUCCUAAUCUUAUUGUCAACACUGCUGCUCAGAGUGAUGAGGGCUACUAUGUCUGUACAGCAACUAACAUUGUCGGAACCGGAACUUCAUCUCAGACAUAUUUGACUGUUACAGGAAAUUUGCCGUCAGUAACUGUAGCUUUAUCAAAUUACAACUCUAACAUUGGUGCGACUGUGACACUUGGUUGUACUGUGGUUGCUUCCCCUGCUGCCACCAAUGUGUACUGGCAACGUAUUGUUAACAAUCAACAACAAAGUAUUGAUACAACCUCCUCCAACUCACGAUACAGUGGUUCUACUGUCUCUAAUCCGUCACUGGUCAUUACUAAUGCUCAAUCAUCGGACGAAGGAAACUAUAUAUGUUAUGCUACAAAUAACAUUGGAACUGGUAACAGUCAGCAGACUUUUCUCGACGUCAUUGGAAAUAUACCUGUUGUGACAGUACAAGAAAAUGUUUACUCUGUCAACAUCGGAAGUAGCAUCAAUCUUGUGUGUAAUGUACAAGCUAAUCCUAGCCAUACUUCAGUCACGUGGCGGAAAAUUAUAAAUGGAGUAACAACAGCGGUGACAAUAUCUGGGAGGUUUUCCGGCGCAGCAGUCAACAGUCCAACUCUUACAAUAUCUAAUGCAAUACUUAAUGAUGAAGGCUACUAUAUAUGUUUUGCUACAAAUAGUGUUGGCACAGGUCAAAGUUCACAAACAUUUUUGGAUGUCAUUGGAAGUGUCCCUGCAGUGACUAUUGGUUCUAACUACUACUCUGUAAACUACGGAAAUACAGCAACCAUUGUAUGCAAUGUUGUUGCAACACCAACAGAAACAAGUAUAUCGUGGCAGAAAAUACAAAAUGGUAUACCGUCAACAGUAGUUAUAUCAGGGCGAUACCAGGGUGGUACCGUGUCCUCCCCUAAUUUGGUUAUCACUGGUACCGGAAUUACGGACGAGGCAUUCUACAUAUGUUCUGCAUCUAACAGUGUAGGAACUGGACAAAGUUCUCAGACAUACCUCGAUGUACAAGGAACUGUUCCUGCCGUACAGAUACUAUCCAACUAUUACUCAGUUCAGAUUGGUCUUUCUGUCACGCUCCAGUGCACUGUGACAGCUAAUCCAUCUCAUACAAGCGUGACAUGGAAGAAGAUAGUUAACGGACAGGAAACUAAUAUAGGAUCAAACAGUAGAUAUUCAGGAGGCAGUACCAAUACACCUUCUUUGACCAUUUCGAACGCUGUUGACACAGACGAAGGGUAUUACAUAUGUACCGCAGCAAAUGCAGUGGGCACAGGUCAAAGUUCACAGACAUAUUUAGACGUUUCCGGAAGUAUAUUAACAGUCACUGUACCCCAGUCAUCCUAUAGUGUGAAUUAUGGCCAGUCAGUACAGUUGGUAUGUACUGUUUCCGGAACUCCUGCAGUACAAAAUGUGUACUGGCAAAAGAUUACAAAUGGCGCACAGACAAAUAUCAACACUAACACUAAUUCGAACAAAUAUUCUGGAUCCACAACAGGAACCCCGUCUCUGACAAUUCUAAAUGCUGACAGUAAUGACGUAGGGUCCUACACAUGUUACGCUACAAACUCUGUCGGAACUGGACAGAGUCAACAAACUCAGCUCUCUGUAGUUGGCAAUGCACCUUCAGUGACUGUCGGACAAGGAUACACUAUUGCUCUUGGAAAUUCUAUAACUUUGACAUGUACUGUAUUUGCCACCCCGUCAGCCACAAGUGUUCAAUGGAAUAGAAUAACAAACAAUGUACCCGUUGCAAUAAACGUAGCCAGUAACCCAAAUAAAUAUUCAGGUGCGACUGUCAGUACACCAUCUUUGACAAUUUCCAACUCUGUUGAGGGCGAUGAGGGAUACUAUACUUGUCAAGCAACAAAUUCUGUCGGAACCGGAACUAGUACACAGACCUUCUUAAACGUUCAAGGAACAAUACCAGUGGUUACCAUUGCCCAAGCACAGUAUAGUGUUACUGUUGGUUUGUCCGUCACCUUAGUUUGUACCGUGUCAGCCAACCCUGCUCAUACAUCAGUUAAUUGGCAAAAAGUUGUCAAUGGAGUAUCGACAAAUAUCAAUCUCUUCCAGACCAAUAAAUACUCAGGAUCUACUACCUCAUCACCAUCCUUGACUGUUCUCAAUGUUGUCCUUUCUGAUGAAGGAUAUUACACAUGUAGUGCCCAGAAUAGUGUCGGCACAGGUACAAGUUCACAGACAUUCCUGGAUGUUUCGGGAAGUGUUCCCGUAGUAACAGUACUAUCAACCAGUUACUCUAUCAACGUCGGUAACUCAAUAACGUUACAGUGUACUGUAAGUGCCAAUCCAUCAGCGACAAGUGUCACAUGGCAGCGAUUCACCAAUAAUGUAGCAACAAAUAUUGACCUGUCCAGUGGGCGUUACAGCGGAAGUUCUGUUGGCUCACCGUCACUGGUCAUAAGUAAUACUGUCAUAUCAGAUGAGGGGUUCUAUAUCUGUAAAGCUACUAAUAGCAUUGGAUCUGGACAAAGUCAACAAACAUUUUUAGAUGUUAUUGGAAGUAUUCCAACAGUCACUGUUCCACAAUCUACAUACACAGUCAAUAGAGGGUCAUCAGUUACACUACAGUGUACAUAUACCUCAAACCCAGCACCUACUAGUGUUUUCUGGGAAAGGACUGUAGCCAAUCAGGUCACAAUUAUCUCUACAGCUAUCAGUAAAUAUGAUGGUUCCACCACACAGUCGCCAUCUUUGAUAAUAAAUACUGCUGACGAAGCCGACGAGGCCAAUUAUGUUUGUAAAGUAACCAACAGUGUCGGAACUGGAAUCAGCUCUUCUACAUUCCUUGAUGUUUUAGGCAAUAUACCUGUUGUGACAACGCCUACGUCAGCAUAUACUGUAAAUGUUGGUGAUUCAAUUACCAUGACAUGUACCGUAACAGCUAACCCACAACACACCACCGUUUACUGGCAAUAUAUAUCUGGUGGCUCAUCUACAAAUGUAAACAUGGGAGGAAGAUUUAGUGGAUCAUCAGUCAGCUCACCCUCCCUAACAUUAUCUACUGCACAGUUAUCAGACCAAGGAACAUAUGUUUGCUAUGCUACUAAUAGUGUAGGAACAGGACAGAGUACCCAGGUUGUAUUGGCUGUUACAGGAAGUGUUCCAAGUGUAAGUCUUACUCAGACAGCUUUUACUGGAAACUAUGGAGACACAAUUACACUUGGUUGUACUGUAUCUGCUAAUCCCGGUGUUACCUCUAUAUACUGGCAGAAAGUUUCGGGAAGUGUAACUUCCACUGUAGACAUGUCUAACUCCAGAUAUACUGGAUCAUCUGUCAGUACACCAUCCUUUACCAUAACUAACCUCAAUAGUAACGAUGGUGGGAAUUAUAUAUGUCUAGCUGCUAAUUCAGUCGGAACUGGUCAGAGUGUACAAGGACCUUUAACAGUUGUUGGAAACGUUCCAGUUGUUACAGUAAGUCAACCAACUUACUCCACAAACAUUGGGAAUACCAUUGUAUUGGCUUGUGUAGUGUCUGCCAACCCUCCACACACUGCCGUUUACUGGACACGACAGAUCAACAAUGGCAAUACAGAAACUCUGAAUCCUACUUCCUCUACAAAAUAUUCCGGAUCAACUAUACAGUCACCGUCUUUGACUAUCAACAACGUAGACACGUCUGAUGAAGGCAAUUAUAUAUGUCAUGCAACGAAUGCUGUUGGCACUGGUCAGAGCUCACAGACGUUCUUAGAUAUUGUCGGAAAUAUCCCAUCUGUAACGGCGUCAAUCGUCUCCUCUGUGAAGGUGGGGAAUUCUGUGACAAUAACCUGUGCAGUAACAGCAACACCAGCUGCUACCCAGAUAGUCUGGCAGAGACUUGUAAAUAGUGUGACUACAACUAUGGAUUUAAGUAGUAACCGAUACAGCGGAGGAACGAUAUUUAACCCGUCUCUCACUAUUAACACUGUACAAGAAGGCGACCAAGGACAGUAUGUUUGUCAAGCUGCAAAUAGCGUAGGAACAGGAACUAGUAAUAAUGUCUAUCUAACUGUGACCGGAGAUGCACCUACAUCCAUUGCCAUUAGUCCCAGUCCAAUAACUGUAAAUGAAGGCCAGACUAUAACAGCUACAUGUACAGCCCUAGGAAGUCCAACGAUAACAUACACCUGGUUUAAGGGCAAUUCAAAUACACAGUUGUCCACAGGUUCUGUUCUACAGAUUACAUCCUCAACACGCACAGAUGCCGGAACGUACCAAUGUAGAGCUUCCAACACCUAUGGAAAUGCUGACGCGACUGUUGCAGUAGAGGUUCAAUAUGUGCCCGAUGUAACUAUCUCACAACCGUCCCAAGGCAGUGGUGGACAGGCUAUAACAAUACAAUGCUCCUACGUUUCGAACCCAGGAGCUACUAAUGUUAUAUGGAGCAAAGGAAACCAAGGCAUUACUAUUGAUGGUAGCAAAUACGUCGGUGGUACCUUGUCCAAUCCUAGUCUUACCAUCACUAACUUAGCUUCUUCUGAUCAAGGAUCAUACAGAUGUUCAGUAGUGAAUUCCGUUGGACAAGGAGAUUCAUCAUCUGUCACUCUUUCGGUUGAUACAUCAACUGCGCCAUCAUACAUAAGAAUAACACCAGCAGGUGUUGUAGUACAGGAAGGUCAAGGUUUCACCCUGACUUGUGAUGCUGAUGGUGAUCCUGCUCCAAUAUAUAACUGGUAUCACAAUGACGUUAUGAUACAUGAAGGUGCUGUCCUAACUAUAUCUAAUUCCCUUUGGACUGAACAUGAUGGUUUACAUUUGUGUAAAGCUACCAACACUAAGGGAAGCAGACAGACGUGGGAAGAUGUUGAUGUGCAGCAUAUACCCGUGAGUAAUGUUGCACAGACAAGCAUAUCCGAAACAGUUGGCAAUCCUGUCAGUCUUAGCUGUGACACCCGUGCUAACCCAUCGGCUACUGCUUGGGAAUGGUUUUAUAAUGGUAAUUCUCUAACGUCAACCAAUAAAGUGCUAGUAGUUGACAUGGAUACAGAAAGUGAUGCCGGAACCUAUACGUGUAGAGCUACAAACGCAGUAGGAUCAUCUGCAGACAUUGCAUUCAGCAUUGGUAUAGGAACAGGGAUCGUUGACCCAGCAGGUCCUGGCCUUGGAGCAUCGACAGGCGCAUCUUCAUCAUUAUCUACUGGAGAAAUAGCCGCCAUUAUUCUAGCCAUUCUUUUUGUCUUACUGCUAGUCAUCGGAAUCAUCAUAUGUUGUUGUUGUCAAGGAUACUGUGCGUCCCUGUGUGGUGGUAAGAAAGAAAAGGUUACUCCACAACCAGCACCUAAGAUAGUUCAAGUACCUGUCUAUUAUGAAGAACCAGAGGAAUCCGUCAUAUCACUCCGUAAAUUGGAAAUUCCACGAUUUUAUGAGGAACCUGUAAUUGUUGCAUCAGAACCACCAACAACUAUGGUUAGGAAGAUACGUCAUAAGAAACAUAGAACAUACAGACGGCCAUCAGACGAAUAUGAGAUUAGCAAGUACCAAGUCCUUAAGCCUGAUGAAACAAGAGAACUUGAGACAACAGAACGUGCCAGAGAAAACACUUAUGUAACAUCCACUGGAACACGUCAACAAUACUAUCUUCCAGAUGUUGAGUACACAUACGAUGAGGAAGAAGAACGCAGACGAAGAAGACGUAGAAGGAAGAAGAAGAGCAAACGUCAUCACGAAGAACACGAAGUUCACGAUAACGAAAUUAUCGUCGAAGAUAGAAUAGAGAAUGGAGAUGUUUUACGUUCCUCAGUAAGAUCAAGACGUAGCGAUCAUGACAACUUAAGAGCGUCUACUAGGUCACGUGAUGCUGAUUAUGACGUAGUAACCGGUGAAGAAUUUUAUUACGAGCAGGAGUAAUUUGAUGUAUUAGAUAUAGGUUAUAAUAUUGCAACUGGAAUAUCUUGUAACAGCUCUUUUAUAGUUAUCAUUACGUUUCAUAGUUGAAAAUAUAAACAGUGAAAAAAGGGCAACUGCACGCUUACUAGUUUUUCUUUAAUAGACUAGCAUAUUAUUACUUUCAGACAUUUUACGCAUUUAUGUCAAAUGUGUAAAGUGAUAGACUUUUAGACAGAACAUAGUACUAUUGGUAUUAGUAACAUUAUGUGGCAAUAGUGCCGUAAAUCAGGUGUUAAUUUAAGGUGUGUGAGUAGAACCUUAUAUGCUUUAGAUUGUAGAGAAAUAUGUGUGUAAUAGAAAUAAGGUGCCUUGUUAUCACAAUCAAUUGUUUAAUGUCUUUCAUACACGAAUAUCGAGGCAAUCUACAUGUUUUAUAGACAAUUUUUUAUCUUAUUUUUACGAGAUUGUUAUAUUAAUAUGAUCCUGCAUUUUGAAUUGUGCUAACUUUCAUUUAGAUUCCUUUAUAUUAAAUGGUCUUUUUAUGAUCCGUCCAAUUGUCAUUUAUUAGCUCAUUUUGAUAUUAUUUGUCAUAUUGUUUAUCACUAUAGGUUUAGAUUUUAUUGUUUACGAAUUUAAUUUAGAUUUUCUUGUUAUCUACCGUCCCAUGCUGUAUCUUUUGUUUCUGAAUAUUUUGAACAUAUGUUUUUGUUGUUGAAUUAAUAAAUUAUCUUGUUUUAGGUAAAUUUUUAUAUUUAUAUGAAAUAUCUCUAAAUAAAUAUGUUAUUUGU
This is a messenger RNA of Mytilus trossulus (common blue mussel), 11091 nucleotides long. RefSeq names its product hemicentin-1-like. The transcript is spliced from 39 exons. The coding region runs from base 287 to 10324 and encodes 3345 amino acids. Gene Ontology annotation, cellular component: plasma membrane; extracellular exosome; early endosome. The record is from RefSeq and is a predicted model, not a curated record. Gene Ontology annotation, molecular function: sialic acid binding; protein phosphatase binding; CD4 receptor binding. Lineage: Eukaryota; Metazoa; Mollusca; Bivalvia; Mytilida; Mytilidae. Gene Ontology annotation, biological process: negative regulation of B cell receptor signaling pathway; regulation of B cell proliferation; B cell activation.